Molecule: messenger RNA, 609 nt
Organism: Folsomia candida
Lineage: Eukaryota; Metazoa; Arthropoda; Collembola; Entomobryomorpha; Isotomidae
Product: probable ATP-dependent RNA helicase ddx17
Exons: 2
Coding region: 116-520 (134 amino acids)
Source: RefSeq, a predicted model, not a curated record
UUGCAAAGUCGUAUAAAAAGGACCCCCAAAACUAUUCAGGGCAUCACUCACUCUCAUCUCAUCUUCCAAUCCAAUCCAGCUAAUCUCAUCCAGCCAACCCCCUCCGAAAAUCAUCAUGAAACAAUUCGUCGUUCUCUGUGUCCUCGUCGCCAGCGCGAUGGCGGUCCCCUCCAGCUACGGUGGUGGUUCUUCUUACGGAGGGUCCUCCUACUCUCAGGGGUCACCAGCCCAGGCCCAAACUUACAGCGGCCCCAACACCAACUACAACAGCCAACCGGUCUCCUACGUCACCCCCCAGGUUGCUUUCGUGCCCCCACAAAUCACGUACACCCAGCCGGCCGUGACCUACUCCCAGCCCCAGACCAUCUCCGUCCCACAGCCCAACUACCCAGCCGUCCAACAGACCUACAGCUCCAGCUCGUACGGAACUCCAGUCCAGAUGGGUUACCAAUCAUCGGGUGGUUAUGGAGGUUCCAGCUAUGGUGGGUCCAGCUAUGGUGGUUCCAGCUCAAGCUAUUAAGCUGUGAUAAGAUAACGACAUAACGACUCCAUUUUUCUCAUAUUUCAAAAAAUUCGAUAAAGAUGUGACGAUACUUUGUAAUUAGAACG